Molecule: messenger RNA, 708 nt
Organism: Drepanopeziza brunnea f. sp. 'multigermtubi' MB_m1
Lineage: Eukaryota; Fungi; Ascomycota; Leotiomycetes; Helotiales; Drepanopezizaceae
Source: RefSeq, a predicted model, not a curated record
AUGCCGCCGACACUGAUUCUCAUCAGACACGCGCAAGCAGAGCAUAACACCAUACGUGAUCCAGCUCUCACCAAGCUCGGAUUCGGGGAGCAAUGCGACACACUCGCAAAACACUUGCAGAGCGAGCUGCCUCUAGCCCAGAAAAUCGAACUCAUCGUCGUGUCCCCCAUGAUGAGAACCAUUCAAACUGCCCAGAACAGUCUCGGAUGGUUAAUGGAGAAAGGCAUCCCCGUGAUUCUGAAAGCUGAGUUUCAGGAAAACUCUGACAAGCCGUGUGAUACUGGAUCAGCAAUCUCAGUAAUGGAGAAAAAAUGGCCCCAGUUCGACUGGUCCAGCGUCGACUCCAUCUACCCUGAGAACUCUGGUCUGUUUGAGUUCUCAAUGGAGGGCCUGAGGAAGCGUGGAGUCGCAGCACGGAAGUUCCUGAGGGACAGGCCGGAGAAAGUCAUCGCUGUGGUAUCGCAUGCUGGGUUCUUGCGUACCGGUCUCUGUCAAAGAGAAUUCGAUAAUGCCGACUAUCGGAUCUUCGACUUCAAACAAGAUAACGAUGAUCUGGAACUUGUCGAAUGGGAGAUGACAGAGCAGAAAGGUGGUGGGCUUGGAAAGAGCAAGAAAGGACAUUUUCCUCUAAAGGAGGGAGACGCCCCCGAACUCUCUGCGCGCGGGCCUGGAGAGGUUAUCAACGAGAGGCCAGUGAGCAAGCACUGA